UCUUUGGCUUGUAACUCUGUGGAGUUCUCUAAUGAGGAUGUUUUUAGAGAGUUUUUGUGCUUUUUCUCGUGUUUUUUCUUUGUGUUGUUUUUUAAAUGCCGCUUCCACCUGGGGUCCGUUUCACAAAGCAGGUUUAUUGAAAACUCAGAGUUUGUUAACCCUGGAAUCACGGAAACUCAGAGUUUUCCGUUUCACAAAGGAGGGUCAGUCAAACCCGAGAGAGAGGGUUAACUCUAACCUGUUUCACAAAGUGAGGUAACUUAACCUCGAGCUCAGUUGCCAUAGUAACAUACUCCGUGAAUCUAACCUGGUCGGGACCAGGUUUUCCUGAAGAAACCCUGAGUUUCUCUCUGUCUCCGCCCACUUUCAGAGCCACAUACUUAAUUUGAUUUCCUCAUUCCUGCGCUGUCAGAACGUCCUCUAGUUCCAGAAGGCAACGUUUGAACAUGGCGUGUCCUUUUGAUCACGAUCCUGUGGACGAAGGUGCAGCAAUCCUGCGCAGGGAAUUACAUAUCUGUCGGCAGAGAGUACUCAGACCACGCAUAGAUAUUUCAGCCCUCCCGGACAAUUUUCUUUUUGAGCGGUACCGUUUUACUUCACAGUCUAUAAUUUACAUACACAACCUCAUCCGUCCGCACAUUUCAAACAUCACGAGUCGCAGUCAUGCGCUCACAUCGCAGCAGAUUUUGUGUGUGGCGCUGCGUUUUUUUGCCAAUGGCAGUUUCUUGUAUAACAUCGGAGAUGCUGAGCACUUGAGUAAGGCAACUGUAUGCAGGGCCAUCAGAAGAGUCUGCCUCGCCCUGAAAAGACUUUUACCUAUAUUUGUUGUCUUCCCUGGACACAAACCUGUCAGGGCCAUUAAGGAAGAGUUCCACAGGAUCGCAGGAUUUCCCAAUGUGAUUGGCUGCAUAGAUGGUACGCACAUUCCCAUCACGGCUCCCUCACAUAAUGAGGCUGAUUAUGUGAAUAGGAAGUCCAUUCACAGCAUUAAUGUGCAGAUCAUAUGUGAUGCUGCACACAUAAUCUCCAAUGUGGAGGCCCCGUCCACCUGCCAGCUAUGCAGGAUGGCCGAGCGGUCAGAGACACGAUUUGUACUAAUCACUUUUGAGUUUAAAGCACCACCACAAAUAAAAACAUGAGGCACAUUUCAGUUGGUCUUCUUUAUUUCCUACAAAUACAAAAGCUAGUUAAGUUAAUGUUCCAAUAGUUAACAUUGACAUAAUUGACAUGUGACCAUGCACCCACCU
This is a messenger RNA of Larimichthys crocea (large yellow croaker), 1247 nucleotides long. RefSeq names its product putative nuclease HARBI1. NCBI's taxonomy places the organism in Eukaryota, Metazoa, Chordata, Actinopteri, Sciaenidae. The record is from RefSeq and is a predicted model, not a curated record. Bases 447 to 1139 code for a protein of 230 amino acids. The transcript is spliced from 3 exons.